Coregonus sp. 'balchen' is the source of this 1210-nucleotide messenger RNA. The record is from the annotation of a GenBank genome assembly. NCBI's taxonomy places the organism in Eukaryota, Metazoa, Chordata, Actinopteri, Salmoniformes, Salmonidae.
GUAUGGCCUCACACAUUUUGGUCUACCCGCCAAACGUUUAUCAAACCCAAACAAGUGCCUUUUACAGUGUGAAGAAACCCAGAGUUGAGCUCAACAGCUGUGUUUUUCAUGAUAGGACCCUGCAGACCUAUAUAAUUGGAGUAAACCUUGGCAUUGCUAAGCCUACCAAUAUCAUCCCUUCAAUUAAGACGAAAGUGUAUUGUAGACCCCUGAGUGGGCAGGACUUAUCCUCGCAGGCAGCUACAUCCCUGAAAGAAGUACACAGUGAGUUGCUCCAAAAAACGACCCAGACCCAGGGCCCCCCCUGUCAAGGCAAGGGUCGAGAGAAGCUGGGACUGCAGUGGGACAGCAGUGUAGCUACAGGUGCAGUCAGACUGGGUAGAGGGGACUGUGGCCAGAGAAGCAGCAGUGAAGAAGGUGAGGAGAUAGAAGAGCACAGUGGCGGUGUGAACUAAUUGGACAGCUUCCUGCGAUGUGGGCUGAACUGUAAGGGUGAGUGGAGAACAGUGGGAAAGCCAUGCAGAUAGUAGAGGACAUUUCCAUGAUACCUGCCAUGUUGCAAACUAACGUAGGGAACAAGAACAUGGUGGGGGGAGUGCCCCCCAAACAGAGUGGUGGUGGGACUGGGGCUCAUAAUGCAGCAGGGGAUGGGGACUACCAGUUGGUGCAGCACGAGGUCUUGUGCUCCAUGAAGAACACUUAUGAGGUGCUGGAGUUCCUGGGUCGUGGCACCUUUGGACAGGUGGUGAAGUGUUGGAAGCGAGGCACAGGGGAGGUCGUGGCUAUCAAGAUCCUAAAGAACCACCCAUCGUACGCGAGGCAGGGCCAGAUUGAGGUGGGCAUCCUUGCCCGUCUGAGUGGGGAGAAUGCUGAUGAGCACAACCUGGUGCGGGCCUUCGAGUGCUUCCAGCACCGCAGCCACACGUGCCUGGUGUUUGAGAUGCUGGAGCAAAAUCUCUAUGACUUCCUCAAGCAGAACAAGUUCAGCCCGCUGCCAUUGAAGGUGAUCAGACCGGUCUUACAGCAGGUGGCCACUGCGCUGAAGAAGCUCAAGAGCCUGGGCCUGAUCCACGCUGACCUGAAGCCGGAGAACAUUAUGCUGGUGGACCCGGUGCGACAGCCUUACCGGGUGAAAGUCAUCGACUUUGGCUCGGCCAGCCACGUGUCCAAAGCCGUGUGCUCCACGUACCUGCAGUCACGCUACUACAGG